This is a messenger RNA of Brassicogethes aeneus, 564 nucleotides long. The record is from the annotation of a GenBank genome assembly. Lineage: Eukaryota; Metazoa; Arthropoda; Insecta; Coleoptera; Nitidulidae.
CAAUAGUACAAUGAUUAAGUUUUGCGCAGCUCUAGUAGUGGUCCUAGUUGGUGUUCUUGCGGAACAACCCAGAGGAAAUUCAAAGUUUCAAAAAGUUGCACAAGCUCCUUAUAGAGAAUCAGGAUGGACCCCUUCAGGAGAAGUAUUCACACUUCCUCAACAGACUGAUCAACCUCCAGUACAAUAUGGACCACCAAAGGAAGAAUAUGGCCCACCUCAAGAGCCUCAACAAGAAUACGGCCCGCCUGCUACAGAAUCUGUUUCUUCUACUACCACCACUGAAAAUAUUAAUGAGGUGGAAACAGUAACUCCUUUGAUAAAUGAAAGGAACGGUAGGCUUACUUCAAACAAUGAACAAGGAACUUACUACAUCUACCAUCCAAGUGGAGUUCUACAAAGAGUUGUUUACAAUACCAAGGACAAUACAGGCAAAAUGGAGUUUUCUGCCAAGUUGAAGUACGAAGUUGUUGAACCUAUACGCGGUCCCAUUUACACAUACGAUAACGAUAACCUUGUACUCAGAAGACUGUAGAUCUUGCCUUAAUAUAGAUAAAUAAAUAUUUU